CACUCAAGCGUGAAGUGUGUCCACCGCAUGGCAGKGCCAUCAGCGAAGAAGACAACAAAAGUUGCAAAAACAAUAGCAAAUUACAUAAGUCGUGAGUGCUUGCAGAUUCUACAAAAAAAGGGCAAAGGAAAAAAUUCAAAUAUUUCAGGCACAAAUCUCCAGUGUCUUACACACUCUCCGACAGACGUAAAUAUCAAAUAUAAGAAGAAAGCGUGCGCACAUAAAUUACAAAUUAACAUACUUAAUGUAAUUACAAACGCCGCCAUUCUCGCGCAUAUUUACACGCUAAGCUCACGCCUGCGAGCCUGUCAGCCGCGUUACCCGACCACAUCAAUACCAAUACCGAUGGCAGCUCAUUCAUACGCAGCAUUCGCCGGACCGACUUGUGUCCGCCGUUUCUGGCUAAUAUGCUGCCAAAUAAUACUGUUCGCUUGUUUGUUGUUCUUGCUAAUAGUAUUAUCGUACGUCCCGUCGUACAUCUUGACCAACAGCAAUGACAACGCGUACAACAACAACAAUAGCAGCAACACUAGUACGCAACGUGACGGUGAUUUUCCAACGCAAAUUCGCAAUAAAUUAGAGGARAAUCCCAACAGUCAGCAGGAAACGCCACAUCACCGCAACCGAAGCGUUGAAGGCAACACUGUUGUUGUUGGUGGUGUGGUCGGUGGUUCACUUGACGACCACAACAAUUUGCCCAAGUCACGCAACACUGCUGGACGCGACUAUGGUAGAAAAAAUGCUUGGCCUGCGAGUAACGACGCGCUCGCGGGUUCCACAUUCGUUAUGGAGRAUGGCGAGGAAAUUAUUACUAGCAAUGCUUUGAUUCUGCAUAACAGUGAAGUUAACAACGGAAAUGCUGUAGGAAAUAUAACUAACACACAGAAUCCUAUCAAACUCGCACCACUGGGGAAUAUAUUGAAGAGCAGRCAGAAAAAGUUCAUCAUUUUUAGUGGAGCUGGCGUGGUGAAAUACGUCGCGGGUGUAUCUUUUCCAAUUACUCUKGCCGAUCCGCAUCGCUCAAUUAAUCACUACUACAAUUUACAAAUCCAAUAUCAAAACCUGCCGAGACCGCUCUAUUGGUGGAACUUUUUCAACUCUAGUAGUUUUGCAGCUCGUCGCCGACAGCGUCAACUAACAGAGGCCACUCAUAUUAAGCACGAUACAAGUCGGGAAUUUAUUUACAAAGGAAUCGAGCAAAUUUUUGAACAUCAAGGUCUACCGGGUGAAUCCUGUUUACAGCAAGCCAUUUGUGAAGUCUCCCAACUGCCAUUUCAUGUGCCACGAAUUUGGCGUAAUGAUUUGAGAUACUUUUGGCAGGCCAUAAUCAAUGCUGUAUUAAUACCCACUGUACCCAAUGUAGAUAUGAAAUAUUUGCAUGCCAGCCAAGCGGGACGUUUCGGUGUCGACUGUCAACAAGCGUUUAGUCAGUGCCCACAAAGAGUAAAUGAGUGGCUGCGCAGAGUGGCUAAUAUGGUUUGAGUUGCGAAAUCAUUUAACGAGAGCUGACCAAAAGCUGAGCAAAUACAUUGACCAAAUAAGCUUGUAUAUUUAUUGUACCGUUAUACUAAAAGUGUUGAUGAA
Messenger RNA from Bactrocera latifrons, 1584 nucleotides. RefSeq lists its product as uncharacterized. Bases 28 to 1482 code for a protein of 484 amino acids. The record is from RefSeq and is a predicted model, not a curated record. NCBI's taxonomy places the organism in Eukaryota, Metazoa, Arthropoda, Insecta, Diptera, Tephritidae. The transcript has 4 exons.